Raphanus sativus (radish) is the source of this 2361-nucleotide messenger RNA. RefSeq lists its product as uncharacterized. The coding region runs from base 136 to 2136 and encodes 666 amino acids. NCBI's taxonomy places the organism in Eukaryota, Viridiplantae, Streptophyta, Magnoliopsida, Brassicales, Brassicaceae. The transcript is spliced from 18 exons. The record is from RefSeq and is a predicted model, not a curated record.
ACAAUAAAUCAAUAAAUUAUUAGUCGCGGGUUGCAAAUCACAAGCAAUCGCCAGUUCGCCACCGAGUGAAGAACAUUGACCGGAAGAAGAUUGCUUUCCGUAGUAAACAAACCAGAAAGGGAGAUAGAGGAGAACAUGUCGUGGCUGCGAACGGCGGUGAGUAAGGCGGUGGAGGUGAAGAACUAUGCUGACUCCGUCGUCCAGCAGGCUGGCCAAGCCGUUGCUGAAGGAGCCAAAUUGUUCCAAGACCGCAUUGGUGUUGGGGCAUAUAAGAGUGUUAAUCAGACGAUUCAGAGGUUGGAAGAAGCUGCAGUCUCGUGCAGGGGUCAUGAUAGAGCAUUGCUGAUUACCAGAUGGCUAACUCUGCUUAAAGAGAUCGAUGGAGCUACUGGAACUUCCGUCAAAGAUAAAGAUAUGAUGAGUUCUGAGGAACAAGUUGCAAAGAGGCGUGAAUGGGUUUUGUACUACGAUCCAGAUAUAGGAGGUGAGCCACUAAACUUCCGUGAUGUUUUCCUGCAAAGUCAAGCUCUGGAGGCAUCCUUCUAUUUGACUGUUCUAUUACAGAUUAUUGAACCACCACAUGAUGAAGAAGUUUCUCUACUCCUGGAGAUGUUUGGGCUAUGUCUGAAUGGAGGAAAGGAAGUUCAUGAUGCCAUAGUCAGCAGUAUGCAGGAUCUUGCUGCAGUCUUUUCAAGUUAUAAGGAUGAAGUUCUGGUUAAGCAAGACGAACUGCUUCAGUUCGCCCAAAAUGCUAUCACAGGGUUAAAGAUUAAUGCUGAAAUGCUGAGGAUUGAUGCUGAAGCUUCUGAUCUUAGAGAAAAACUCGAAAAGAUGAACUUCUCUGAGUCUCCACAGGAGAGUGAAGACAAGGAAGUUAAAAAGGCUCCUUUAACAAUAGAGGCUCUUAAACAAACACUUGCAAAGAUUCGUCUAUGCUCCAGAUUAGAAGGGCUUCUAAUUAGGAAGAGACAACUAAGCAACGGUGAUUCACCAGAUAUACAUGCUCAGAAAGUCGACAAGCUGAAGGUGUUAUUGGAAUCUUUAGCAAAUUCAACUACCAAAGCCGAGAAACGAAUAUCAGAGAACAGGCUUCAGAAAGAAGAGGCGCUUAAAGCUCGUGUGGUGAAAGCAAAUGAAACCGGUGAAAAGGAAAAGGAACUGGCUGCGGAAAUUACACAGCUUGUGAAACAAAGAGAUGAGUUGGAAGCUGAACUGAAGAAGGUGAAUAUAUCAUUAGCUGCUGCUCAAGCUCGGUUCCGUGAUGCGACAGAAGAGAGGGAUCAAUUUGGUGAAGCCAACGAUCAGAUAAUCGCUCACUUGAAAACAAAGGAGGAUGACUUGUCCAAAUCAAUUGUAUCUUGUAAGAAAGAGUCAGAAGUUAUCAAGACUUGGAUUAGUUUCCUCGAGGAUGCAUGGCUUCUUCAAUGCUCAUAUACCGAAAAGAAGGAUAAGCAGACUUUGGACGAAUUGGAGAAGCAUGAGGGUUACUUCUCGGGUGUGGCUUUUGAUAUACUCUCUACGUACAAGAGGGAGGUGGCACCUUUAAUAAGCCGUAUAGAGAAUUAUGUGGAAAAUCUGAAGAAUCUUGGUCCUGGGUCGGAGAUGCCAACAGAUGCAUAUCAGGGGGAGAAUCAGGUUUCAAGUCCAAGGAGAAGCCUGGAGCAGGAGUAUCUAGACUAUGAGACCAAGAUCAUUACCACCUUCAGCAUUGUGGAUAACAUGAAAGAGCAUUUCCAAGUCCUCCAAAGCAAAUUGGAAAAGAAGGACGACCGGCGUGUGAAAGAGCUCUUUGAUGACAUGGAGAAAAUGAGGCAGGAGUUUGAAUCCAUAUCAAGGCCAACGCUGGAGAUAGAGACUCCAUCGCCUAAAAGCAGUACUGCUGCAUCACCCAAAUCCCCUAAGCCCAGCAGUAGUAGCAUGGAUGCUCCAGUUAAAUCUGUAACCCAAAAGACAGAACUGAGCGACCCUGCUGAGGCACCGACUACUACUACUACUGCUGGUUCCAGUCAGGAAUCUAACCCUGAAUCUGAACUAGCCGAGCUUGAAUCUGAAGUUGGUAAGGUGGCUCGUGAUUACUCUGCAGAUGAGGUUGAUGGAUGGGAGUUCGAUGAACUUGAGAAAGAACUGCAGGAGUAGCGUAUUAGUAGUAAUAGUCCAGCAACUCAGAAUAAUAUGAUCAUCACACACAAGUGUUCACAUACACUUAUAAAAGUUCUUCCCUUUACUUUCUUCUUUUGCCGUAACUCCCAAGUUCCUUUGCUAAUCUGUAUGGUAACUGCUUGUUGUAUGGCCUACUUGAACAAACUUUUGAAUCAUGUGUUCUAGUACUCUUUCACAAUGUUGUGUGGCUGUGUUUGUGUU